GGCCCCAUCAUCCCCGGGCCGGCCGUUUGAAUUCAAAUUUCUGGGCGGGGCAUCAUCAUCAUCCAUCGUAUUUACUGAGCGCCUACCGUGGGCAGAGCACCGUACUGAGCGCUCAUGUCGGGGGACCCGGUGCGGGAGCAGCGGGCCCGGUGGGAACGGAAACGCGGCCGCGCGGCCCGGGAGCUGCUGGAGACGGAGAUGCGCUAUCUGCAGCAGCUGCACGGGGUGGACACGUUCUUCGUGGCCAUCCUGCGGGCCAAGGGCACGCUGAAACCGGCCCAGCUCCAGGCUGUGUUUGGGCCCUGGGGGGCCAUCUGCUCGGCCAGCCAGGCGUUGCUGCCCCACUUGGAGCGGGGCCACUGGGGAGCAGGGCUGCAGGGUUUCUGCCCUCAUCUACCACUCUACAUCAGUUACGCUGCCAACGGGGAGCAGGCCAGGACCACCCUGCAGGAGAGACUGCAGAAGAGCAAGCAAUUCCGGCGCUUUGUGAAGCUCCAGGAGGGCCGGCCUGAGUUCGGGGGUCUGCGGCUGGAGGAGCUGCUGCUUCUGCCCCUGCAGCGGCUCCAGCGGUAUGAGACCCUGACGGAGGCUUUGGCGGAAAACACCAGUCCCAGCAGCCCCGACUACCAGCAGCUCUUACGGGCUGCACGGUCAGUGGGCGAGGCCACCCAGCGGGUGCGGGCCAUUACCGGGGAGCAGGAGAACAACCAGGAGCUGCGGCGCAUUCGGGGCCUGCUCAGCGGUCGCAGGGCCAAAGGGUUGACCGCCGGGCUGGCUCCUGGAGGUCCCUCCCCGGGGGGAGCCGCGACCCCGGCUGUUCCUCCUGUUCUCCGACGCCCUGCUGAUGGCCAAGCCCCGCUCCCCGCUGCACCCGCUGCACGCGGGCACCUUCUCGUGCCGAGCCCUCUACCCGCUGGCCCAGUGCCGCCUCGACAGGGUCUUUGGCCACGCGGGGGGCUGCGGGGGGCUGCUCAGCCUCUCCUUCCCCCACGAGAAACUGCUGCUCAUGUCCACCGAUCCCAAGGAGCUGGCCCAGUGGUACCAGAGCCUGGCGGCAGUCACCAGCCCCAGCUGACGGGAGCUCCCCAAACUCCGCAGGGGGUCCGGGAACAAAGAGUUCCCGGGAGAAAUUCCCUGCGCUGGCACAGAAGCGGCCCCCCUCCGUCUACUCACAACCAGCAGCCGAGCUCCCGGGGCCCGCCGCGGGACAGCGAGAGAUUACCGGGUCCAUCGUGCUGCCUUGCCCUGUCUCUCUCACCCUUUCCAUUUCCCCGUUCCCACCUUAUAUGAGCAAUAAGCAGCCCGUUUGGACCGUGGAGCUGGAUCUGCCCCUUGGUGUGUGCCUGGAGCACAGAGCGGAGCUGGAUCUCGGGACUUGGUGGAGGUUAUUUUACUGUCUCAGAAUAAACUAUUACUCAGCUGCCUGGUAAGUUCGGCGGGACAGGGCCAGCCCCAGUCCCUGCCCCGCGUUCAAAUCCUUUCUUCAGGGUGAGUCCAAAGCGCGGCGACCUCCUCCAAGAGACAGCAGGAGGGAGCUGGGUACGGAGACCCACCCGUCCUUGGUUCUCCCCUCUCCUCCUCAGCCCCCACAUAUCCCUGCCUGUUCCUCGUUCUGGAAGUCAAUCCUUCACCUUCUGGGUAUUAGGUUCUGGUCUCUGCCCGCCCCAAAUCGGGAGCCCAGGUCUUUCCCUCAGCUCCAUCUUCUUCCAGACUCCAGGGCCAGA
Molecule: messenger RNA, 1724 nt
Organism: Tachyglossus aculeatus (Australian echidna)
Lineage: Eukaryota; Metazoa; Chordata; Mammalia; Monotremata; Tachyglossidae
Gene: ARHGEF39
Product: Rho guanine nucleotide exchange factor 39
Exons: 9
Coding region: 115-1290 (391 amino acids)
Biological process (GO): positive regulation of cell migration
Cellular component (GO): plasma membrane
Molecular function (GO): guanyl-nucleotide exchange factor activity
Source: RefSeq, a predicted model, not a curated record